CGCGCGGGCCCCCCGCACGGGUCCACGACGCGACCGCGCAUCCCCCUUUUUCCCGCGCGAGCGCCCGCGGAGGGGUGUCCUUUGGGACAUAUAGGAAGCGCGGGGGGUGAAACGACCGGGUCGUGCGCGAGAAGCGCGAGAUUCCGGCGCGAGGGUGCGACGUCGUGGUGAAACGGCAAAAACCGCGCGCGCGCCGCGGACGGAAUCGCGCCCGCGCGGACGCUCACCCGCGACCGCGCGCGCUGAAACUUCGAGGGAGGCGUCUCAGGUCACUCGUCGGGACGUCGACGCCGCGAGAAGGAUGCCGUCCAAGUCGAAAAACGCGUCCGCGGCGUCGAAAGAGGCGAAGCAGCUCGAGAAACUUCAAGCGGAACUCGAGAGGAAAAAAGCGAAGCUCGACGCGCUCAUGAAGAGCGGCGCGGCGCGCGCGAACGCUCAGCCGGCGCCCCAAAAGCCGAAGCCGAAGCCGAAGCCGAGCGCUAAAGCCGCGUCCGGCGGCGCGGAGGGAACGUUCAACUUCGACGCGAACACAGCUGCGCGCCGCCCCGUCUCCGGCGGCGGCGGCGGCGACGCCAACGGCAGCCUCGGGGCUUCCGCGCAGGCCGGCCCCGCCGCGCCCGGGUCGCCGUCCAACGGUGGCCGCGAGCUGCGCGUGAACUCGUUCUCGUUCGACCCGGAGGACGACCCGGUGGUGUGCAAGGUGGUGCAGACGUACGCGCAGCAGGCGGCGGCGCGACGCGCGGCGAUGGAAGCGGAGCGCGCCGAAAAGGAGAGGGAAGCCGCCGCGGCUGCGAACGCGCCGCCGUCGCCGCGCGAAGUGCGGCUGAAGCGCGAGCGAGAGAAGGAGGCGCGGCUCGCGGCGAAGCGCAAGUUCGCGGAGAUCUCGUCCGGGAUCACGCGGCUGGCGGGAAAAGUCGUGGAGUCGGCGGAGACGCGCGAGGCGCUCUCAGGCGCGUUCUCUCUCACACUGGUUCCCAUACGACCGCGUUCGCGUGGUGCACGCCGAUCCUUAAGGACUUUUCCCGGCGCAUCUCUCCGCCCAGGGUCCCUCGCCUUCGAUCCCCGACCUCGACGCCUUUAA
Molecule: messenger RNA, 1081 nt
Organism: Micromonas pusilla CCMP1545
Lineage: Eukaryota; Viridiplantae; Chlorophyta; Mamiellophyceae; Mamiellales; Mamiellaceae
Exons: 3
Coding region: 302-1081 (259 amino acids)
Source: RefSeq, a predicted model, not a curated record